Messenger RNA from Sapajus apella (tufted capuchin), 1114 nucleotides. RefSeq names its product vomeronasal type-1 receptor 1-like. Lineage: Eukaryota; Metazoa; Chordata; Mammalia; Primates; Cebidae. Gene Ontology annotation, biological process: G protein-coupled receptor signaling pathway. Gene Ontology annotation, cellular component: membrane. The transcript has 2 exons. Gene Ontology annotation, molecular function: pheromone receptor activity. The record is from RefSeq and is a predicted model, not a curated record. Bases 1 to 930 code for a protein of 309 amino acids.
AUGCCAGUGUCAGAGGGGGAGGAAGAGGAGGAAGAGCAGCAGCCGAAGGCCACGGAGACCCUGAUCACAACCCCCAGCUUUAUUUUUAUCACUACACAGAUAGUGAGACCCAGAGACCUGAUCCUCAGCCAGCUGGUCCUAGCGAACAACCUGGUUCUUUUCUCUAAAGGGAUCCCUCAGACAAUGGCAGCUUUUGGACUGAAAUCCUUUCUGGAUGAUGCUGGAUGUAAACUUGUCUUCAGUCUACACAGAGUGGCCAGAGGGGUUUCUCUCAGCACCACCUGCCUUCUCAGUGGCUUCCAGGCCAUUAAGCUUCGACCCAGUAUCUCCAGGAGGAUGGAACUCCAAAUGAGGUCCCCAAAGUGCAUCGUUUUCUGCUGUUUCCUCUGCUUGAUCUUUCCUCUUGUGGCAAAUGUCUAUAUUGCCACACGUGUAACUGGCUCCGUGAACAGCGUUAACUUAAGCAUGGAAAAAAUGUACAGAUACUGUUCAUUACCCAUCUCAGACAGACCGUUAUUCUCAGUAUCGGCCGUCAUGUGCAGCUUGGUGGAUGGUGUGUGUUUGGCCCUCAUGGUCUGCACCAGCAGCUCCGUGGUCCUCGUCCUGCACAGGCACAAGCAGAGAGUCCAGCACAUUCGCAGCCACAGCCUCUCCCCAAGAACUUCUCCUGAAACUAGAGCCACACACAGCAUCCUCGUCCUGGUGAGCACAUUUGUCUCCUUUCACAUGCUCGCUUCUAUUUUAUCAUUUGGGGUAACCCAUAUUCAGAACCCAAGCCACUGGCUGAGGAGCUUCUCUUUCCUGGCGUCUGCAGGAUUCCCAACAUUCAGUCCCUUUGUGUUCAUUGUCACUGACAUCCGCGUCUCACAGUUCUACACUGUCUGCUGGACAAGGAAGUCCAAUGCUCCAAAAAUGGUCUCUGGGCUAUAAGUUCCCUCCAGAAUAUUACAUCAUUUAUUUAAUCACUUCCCCCUUUCCAAUAUUUGUAGGCUCAUAUAUUAUGCCAGUUAAUAUGUAAGGACUUUGGGACUCGGUAUUGAAUAAAUGGCCUCAUAUUGCCUAUUGGAGUGCCUAACAUAAACAUGAUAUACAUAAUUAUCCCACUGUAUGGCGA